CAUUGGGGGUUCGCGUGACAUUCCCGCUCCGAGCUGCCCCCCGCGGCCCGCCGUCCCCUUUCUCCCCGGCACCAUCCUCCCACUUCGCCAAAGUAGUUUUGCAGAAUGUUGCCGGGAGUUCUGCUUUGCUCUCGUCGGAAUCCGGAGUGGUCUUGCGGCUGGCUGCCGGCGAGUGUGCGUGAGUGUGCACGCGUGAGUGCGAGCCCCGGUGUGUGCGCGAGUGUGAGUGAGAGACCCAGAGACCCAGUGUGCGUGUGUGCGCGUGUGUGUCGGAGAGAUUAGGACGAGACUUGAAUAUUUAUGAGCUUUGCUUGAAACUGACUCGCAGUGUUUACUUGGCUCUUUGUUCCUUCCCCCCCACCCCCUUCUUCAGUUCACUCGCACUCUCACACACUCACACACACUCACACGCACAGGCUUCCUCUCGCACUCACCCCUAUCUCUGCAUUGGGGGGGGCUGUCUUUACAAAGAAAGCGGCCGCUGAACUUGAAGCCCGUCGCGAUCCCUCCUUGGGGGUGAUUACAAGAAAGCCGGGACCAAACUAGUUGCUCCGAUGAGGCUUGGCGAGCCACAGAACGGCGACCUUAAGAAACAGCUCCCCGAGAGGCAUUCCCGGCUAGCGGCCCUUAACGAGAAACAAGCCUUGGGCACCAUUGCAGCAGUGCCCAUUAAAGUUCCUCAGGUCAGCUCCUUGCACAGGUUGGUGGGGCAAGGACCAGCAGCGCUACCUCAGGUCAGGCCAAAGACCCUGAUUCCCGACAGCCUUCCCAUCUCCCCGUGCCGAGAGCGCCCCUCCAGGCAGACGCCAGCCUUCCAGAAGGCUUCUGUUGUCAGCAUCAAAAACCCCAGCCCGGCCCUCCCCACUGCCAACAACACUGUCAGCCAACCUGUGGUGGAGCCUGGCAGCCUCCCCUCCCCUCUGAGUGGGGCCGGCGUUGCCUACGCCAUCAUCUCCACGUCCCCCAGCAAUGCUGCCUCCCCCAUCAAGCCCAGCUCUACCACUGCCACCGCUGCCGCCGUCUCCAUGGUCAGCGACAGCAUCAAGGUCCAGCCUCUCCUCAUCAGUGCCGACAACAAAGUCAUCAUUAUUCAGCCUCAAGUUCAGACCCAGCCGGAGAGCAAGACAGAGGCACAAGACCCUCCCCAAGAGUCAUCUCAGGAAGCUCAAACCUCUAAAAGGAAAAAGGAAGCAGCUCCUGAUGCCCAGGAGAGUCCAGAGAAAAUCGCCUUCAUGGUAGCUCUAGGCUUGGUCACAGCAGAACACUUGGAAGAAAUUCAGAGUAAGCGGCAGGAAAGAAAGAGGAGGAGUACAGCGAACCCAGCUUACAGUGGCCUCCUGGAGACCGAGCGGAAACGCCUGGCGUCCAAUUGCCUAAACAGCCCUUUGUUCCUGUCAGCAAGAGCAAAUGAGGAGCCCUGCUGGAAGAAUGAAAUCUCCCAUGAGGAGGUGUGUGUGAUAUGUAAGAGAGGCACCGACCUGCAGCCCUGUGGCACCUGCCCAGGGGCCUACCACCUCAGCUGCCUCGACCCCCCACUCAGAACCACACCCAAGGGCGUCUGGGUGUGUCCCAAGUGCCAAGAGAAGGUGUUGAACAAAGAUGAAAAUGUGCCCUGGACAGGAAUGCUCGCCAUUGUUCACUCCUACGUCACCCAUAAAACAGUCAAAGAAGAGGAGAAGAGAAAACUCCUAAAGAGAGGAAGCGAGCUGAAGAGUGAGCACAGACAGCUGGAAGAGAAGGAUCGACUCCUGAACACAGCCAUGAAGAAAUGCCUGGAGCUCAAGACCAGCUUGCUGGCCCAGCGCAAGGGGGCCCAGUCGUCCCUGGAGCGGCUCCGGGCCCUGCUGCGGCUGAUCCGGAACGAGCACAUGCUUCAGGUCACCAUGACCACCACCACCGCCUCUGCCUCCUCGCUGCUGGCUGUGCCUUGGAUCAAGCCGGCCGCCACCUCUGCCACUAUGGCCAUGCACACAGCCCUCCAGCAGGCCCAGGGGAACAACUGAGGCCCGGCGAGGAGUGGACCCCACGGGGCACCCAGAACCCUCCAUCAGAAGUCUCCUCCCAGAGAACCGGCAUCUACACGGAAGGCAACCCAAAAGCCGGCCACACGCCCACUUAGCUUUUCUAGUGGAAUACUGAGACCUCUCUGUGAGUACUUUGUGAAGUGUUGAACAAGCUGUGACUGUCAACCCUUCGUUUUUCAGGUCCCUUUGACUUCUUUUGCUAUUGAUGUAUUUUUCUCCUGGCAUUUGGGGGCGUGGUGGAACGUAGACCGGACCUUGGAGCUUUUCGGCAGGAUCUGGGGCUUUCAGUCAUUUGACUUUGGGGUUGGAGCCUUAGGGGGUUUUUUGGUUGUUGUUUUUCCUUUGAAAGAGCCAAUAAAUAUUCCAUUUUUUUCCGUUUCUUGCCAGUAUGGACACUAUGCCAAAAAUACUUUUACAUUUUUGUACUGUGUUUUUAUUGCAAAGAUAUUUAAUGUGAAGGAAAAAAAAAUCGCUGCUCUUUCCCUGCAGGGCCACAGCCGCUCAUGGCCCAGAACAAAGGUUGACCUGCCUCUGGGAGAGAGAGGCAGUCCCAUUAGAGAGAUCCAGAGACUCUUUCUAAGGGGGGUGGGUGGGGCGCAGCAGGGAGGAAGAGGAAGAGGGGCUACUGGCUUGAUAUUUCAAGGAUCUGUAGCAGCCCCGAGCCCUUUGGCCAAUAAAUGUUGUAGUGACAAGAGCUUACAUGAGAAAACUCUAAAGCUCCGGAUGUUCCACAAACAAGUAUUCCUGAGAGUCCCAGGAUCAGCACCGGGGCCAGUGCUCACCAGCUCUCACCUGGCUGUUGCCAAUUCUUGUCAGGGCCACCUGCUCAGAUGCCCAAGUGGUCUCUGGACGGGUGGCGGGACGAGGGGACGCUGCCUCCGGAGACUCCACGGUGCCGUAUCCCAUGAGCCACGCCUCCGGCCAGGGGCUUGGUCUCGGCGCAUGGGCCCUGCAACCAUUUUCACCAUUCCGGGAGAAACUGUGCAGAACGUAUGAUACAGAUCUAUUUUAAUACACUUAACACUGGGUUGAACAAGAUUUUUAUAUUCUUUUAUUGACAAAGUGGAUUAAAGAAACGCCAUUGUUAUUGUUGGUGAUUGUACGCCAAUAUUUAUAUGCAUCACAAGGGGGCUUGCAGUAGGACCUUUGGUUCAGAUUUCAUGGUCUUUUCUUUCGUCUCGGGUGGAUCCGGUGGGAACAUUAGCAGGCAGGAUACAGGCAGCAGCCAGCCCCUGUGCUGCAUCCUGGGACUGGCCGUUUGUAGGCUUUGGUUUCCAUGUUCAUUUUUCUGCUUUGGUUCGAUUUUGCAAAAGGGGACUGUCCUGUGGAUAGUGCGCAUAGAAGGAAAAAAGUGUUUGUCUUAAAUAUGCUUCUGUAGUUUUAAUUCUUUAUGAUGCAUUAAACUCGAUUGACGAUU
Molecule: messenger RNA, 3441 nt
Organism: Sarcophilus harrisii (Tasmanian devil)
Lineage: Eukaryota; Metazoa; Chordata; Mammalia; Dasyuromorphia; Dasyuridae
Gene: PHF21B
Product: PHD finger protein 21B
Exons: 14
Coding region: 555-2003 (482 amino acids)
Source: RefSeq, a predicted model, not a curated record